UGUCGUUGUGCGCAGGCCGGAAGAGCGCGACACUGGCGCCUCGCCUCUUUUGAGUCAAACACGCAUCGAAAAGGACAAAAAAGUCCAACCAAAUUCCCCCGUUUUCGCUUUCCUUGUCGGCCCCUUUCUCCGAGCUCGUAUCGCCCGUUCACCGGGAUGAACCAGUAGAGGCGCACCACCUGAAACCCCUUGAAAAGAGGCUCAGACGGCAUCGGCAGUCAGGUGCACGCACGUAGACACUGGAAACGUGUGCACUGUGCGCCUCGCGCUCCGCGAAACCCGAUCUGCCAAGGUUUCACCGAGUGGGCCGCUUCUCAUCUCAACCCCUGUCUCCUUUCCACACCGCUCACUCGCGUUUCUGCCCUGUGAGGAGCCUCGAGCGGAUCCUCGACCAUGGCGAGAGGUCACCAGAAGAUCCAAUCCCAAGCCAAGGCGGCCGAGCGGGCGGCCAAAGCCAAGAAGCAGCAGGGCCACAACGCCAACUCACAGAAAAAGGCAGCACAGAAGGCUCUCGUCUUCGCCUGUGCUAUCUGCAAGGCCCAGAUGCCAGAUCCAAAGACGUAUAAACAGCAUUUUGAGAACAAGCACCCAAAGAACCCGAUACCGAAGGAGCUGGAAGAAGCCGAGGCGAUGGCAUGACUCUUCUUGCCAGUCAGAAAUAUUUCUCUAAACUUAAAAACUCACUUCAUUAACAAAAUUUUAAAUACCCUUGUUCCUAACAUACAGAACAGUUUAUGACCCUCAAUUAAACACUAGGAAAUUGUUUUUGUUCUUUCAAAAUAAAAGAAAAAUAACUUUAACGUCUUGUUCAUUUAAAUUAAUGUUUAUUAAAGAGAAAACAUUCAACGUUUUCCUUUGAUGUAUGCGGAUAUUACUUGAGAAGUGACGGUGUGCCUUUUUAAUCCUGACUUUGUUCAAAAUUGUUUUGAUGACAUCCUUGGCUUAAAAGUCAGAUGGAUUUUUUUUUGUUUGUCGUUUUAACUUUCACUUUUUAUGCGGUCACAAGCCCAUACAGUUGAAAAUUUUGAUUUCUUUUUGACAGUUAUUAUGUAUAUUUGCGCACAGUCGUGUACCUAAAAAAAUGAUAUGAGUAAAGAGUAGAUAUUACUUUGAAAAGAGCAUUUAGACUUUUUAUACUAUUUAUGAAUUUUUGUAUGAUAAUUUAAAAAAGAAAUGAUGUUGCAAAUUAGAAAAUUUUAAAAACAUAUUUUGUACAUUUUUAUAAACUUUAUUUUGGCUUGAAGUUUUGGUAAUUUACGAUAAUAUAAAUUUCUUUCUCUUUUUUUUUUUUUUUUUCAUGUUAUCACAAGUUAUAAAUUGAAAUCAGGUUAAUGUACUUUUUGAUUGUUUGUUGUGAUUUGUUAAUGUUUUUAAUAAAAAAGAAGAAAAAAAAAGAAAUUAUUAGGCAUAGACUUAGAGCCUCAUGUAAACUAUUAUAAAUAUAUAUAUAUAUAUUAAAAAAACACAGAAAGUACACAUUGCAAAGGCCUAUAAAUGAUAGAAUAUAAUAGAAAGAAAAUAAAUUAAAAACCUUUGACAUAC
Molecule: messenger RNA, 1542 nt
Organism: Cimex lectularius (bed bug)
Lineage: Eukaryota; Metazoa; Arthropoda; Insecta; Hemiptera; Cimicidae
Product: zinc finger protein 706-like
Exons: 2
Coding region: 394-639 (81 amino acids)
Source: RefSeq, a predicted model, not a curated record